Messenger RNA from Chanos chanos (milkfish), 774 nucleotides. It is a transcript of the gene cimap1b, whose product is annotated as ciliary microtubule associated protein 1B. Gene Ontology annotation, cellular component: cytoskeleton. The transcript has 6 exons. The record is from RefSeq and is a predicted model, not a curated record. NCBI's taxonomy places the organism in Eukaryota, Metazoa, Chordata, Actinopteri, Gonorynchiformes, Chanidae. The coding region runs from base 1 to 774 and encodes 257 amino acids.
AUGUCUGUUAUCGACGUGUGGGUUGGAUCUUGGAGGCCUCACAGACCCAGAGGACCUAUAGCUGCUCUAUACAGCAGUCCUGGGCCCAGAUACGCACUUCCUGGCGCCACAGGGCAGAACAACCAUGACCCACGGAAGCUAAAGGGUCCCGCGUUUAGUUUUGGGACGAGACAUCGGCAGUUUAGCUCUGACUGCUCUCCUGGCCCAGGGUACCUGGUGCCGUCCAACAUCACCAGACAGGGCCGCGAUGGAACCCCGGCCUACUCUGUCUACAGCAGACCCAAAGACCCACAGCUCUUCCAGACACCGGGACCAGGGCGAUAUUCCCCGGAGAAAGCUGGAAAGACAGCCUAUUACUCCGCUCCUGCUUACUCACUCUCCGCACGGAGCAAAGGAUUCCGUAAUGACCAAACCCCGGGCCCUGCCGCCUAUAUGCUGCCCUCAGUGCUGGGUCCUCACACGGUCAAUAAAACCUCCGCUCCAAACUUCUCCCUGACCGGACGCAGUAAAAUCGGCAGCUUCCACGAGGACCUGCAGAAGACUCCUGGUCCAGGGACCUACAGAGUGGUGGAUCCCGCUGUGUACAGACACAAGCCUCCUCACUACAGCAUGACGGGACGAAACAGCAUGCCUGGAGACACCACCCUCAAACCAGGACCUGGGGCUCACCAUCCUGAACAGGUGACCUUCACACGGAAUAAAGCUCCCAGUUUUUCGUUUGGAAUCCGUCACUCAGAGUUCAUCGCCCCUCUCAUUGUUAACGUUUCAGAAUGA